This is a messenger RNA of Ruditapes philippinarum (Manila clam), 11070 nucleotides long. RefSeq lists its product as uncharacterized. The transcript is spliced from 4 exons. The record is from RefSeq and is a predicted model, not a curated record. The coding region runs from base 8194 to 8883 and encodes 229 amino acids. NCBI's taxonomy places the organism in Eukaryota, Metazoa, Mollusca, Bivalvia, Venerida, Veneridae.
GUGACCUAAACCUUAGUCAAAGAAACCCAGGUUUUGUUCGCGACACACCAUACAUCUAUGGUUAUUUCAUAUAUGAAAGAAAAAUUAAAAUCCUUUCAUGCAUACUGAAGAUUCAGAGCUGACACUACCAUCUCCUUCUAUAAUUAUAUAAUAUAAAAAAUGACAAAGUUUGAACCCCAACCGUGACCUUGACCUUAGUGAUAGAAACUGGAAUCUUGUUCGCGACACACCUUACAUCUAUGUUUAAUUCAUAUGUGAAAGAAAAAUUAAAAUCCUUCCAUGCAUACUGAAGUUUCAGAGCAGACAUGACCAUCUCCUUCUAUAUUUAUUUAACAUAAAAAAUGACAAAGUUUGAACCCCCACAUUGACCUUAGUGGUAGAAACCCAGGUUUUGUUUGUGACACACCAUACAUCUAUGGUUAUUUAGUAUAUGAAAGAAAAAUAAAAUCCUUUCAUGCAUACUGAAGUUUCAGAGUGGACACGACCACCACCAUCUAUAUUUAUAUAAUAUAAAAAAUGACAAAGUUUGAGCCCCCACAGUGACCUUGACCUUAGUGGUAGAAACCCCAGUCUUGUUCGCGACACACCAUACAUCUAUGGUUAUUAGUCCCCUACCGGUUUACCGGAGGGGACUUUAGGUUUACCCUCCGUCCGUCUGUCCGUCAGUCUGUCCGUUCACUUUUGUGUCGCACGUAACUCAAAACAAAAAGUAUUUGACCUAGAGUCAUGAAACUUUACAGGAAUGUUGACCAGCAUGUGUAGUUGUGCACCUGGGUAUUUUCGUCUGGAUAUUUUUAGUAUUUUCAGAGUUAUUGCCCUUGACUUAGUAAAAUUUUGCAAUUUUCAACUUGUGUCGCAUGUAACUCAAAAAGUAUUUGACCUAGAGUUAUGAAACUUUACAGGAAUGUUGAUCAGCAUGUGUAGUUGUGCACCUGGGUAUUUUCGUGUGGAUAUUUUUAGUAUUUUCAGAGUUAUUGCCCUUGACUUAGUAAAAUUUUGUAAUUUUCAACUUGUGUUGCAUGUAACUCAAAAAGUAUUUGACCUAGAGUCAUGAAACUUUACAGGUAUGUUGAUCAGCAUGUGUAGUUGUGCACCUGGGUAUUUUCGUCGGGAUAUUUUUAGUAUUUUCAGAGUUAUUGCCCUUGACUUAGUAAAAUUUUGCAAUUUUCAACUUGUGUUGCAUGUAACUCAAAAAGUAUUUGACCUAGAGUCAUGAAACUUUACAGGAAUAUUGAUCAGCAUGUGUAGUUGUGCACCUGGGUAUUUUCGUCUGGAUAUUUUUAGUAUUUUCAGAGUUAUUGCCCUUGACAUAGUAAAAUUUUGCAAUUUUCAACAUAUGUCGCACAUAACUCAAAAAGUAUUUGACCUAGAGUCAUGUAACUUUACAGGAAUAUUGAUCAGCAUGUGCAGUUGUGCACCAGAUAUUUUCGUCUUGGAUAUUUUUAGUAUUUUCAGAGUUAUUGCCCUUGACUUAGUAAAAUUUUGCAAUUUUCAACUUGUAUCGCAAGUUACUCAAAAAGGAUUUGACAUAGUCAUUAAACCUUAUGGGCAGGUUGCUCAGCAUAUUUAGAUUUGCACCUAGGGUUUCGCUUGUGGAUUUAUCCAGUAUUUGUAGAGUUAUUUCCCUUGACUUAGUAAAAAGAUUGACAGAACAGUGGCGCGGUGGGGGCACCCGUGUCCUAUGGACACAUUUCUAGUUUUGACUUUUCUUUACCAGGUAAGGAUAAUCUGUGAAAAUUUUAAGAGAAUAUUUAAUUAUAAAUAAAUAAUGCAUGAAUUUGUGGGUAACAGUAAAAAUAUUAUUCCGAAGAAAAUACUGUCAUGCGAGCCAUUACCCGAGGGUAACAUUAUUUACAUGAUGGAUGAUAUUUUGACUGUUACUCACAAACCCUUGUGGUAUUUAUUUUAUUACCCAAAACAAAUCAUUUGAAUACUUCCUUUCUAACUGUAACAAAAUUGAACCAAAGGCAACACUAACUCAAUUAUCCUUACCUUGCAAGAUCAAAAAAAAAACGUGACCAGCUUUUCUACUUUUACCCUGUAACAGUACAAAUUUCUUAGUCUCAUGGUACACUUGCUUUAACAGUGAGAAUAACUCCCAAAUCAACAUUACAACAAGAGGGCCAUGAUGGCCCUGAAAUUGCUGACCUGAAUAUAGACCACGUAGCGGAGCCCAGCGCCUUUAUUUGAACAAAUUGUGUAGACACUCACUAGAAAAUGUUUCAUGCUUAAUAUCUAAGCUCUAGCUCUUUGGGUUUUUUAAACGAAGAUUUUUGAAGUAUUCCCUAUAUACAUAUAAGGAAAAUCAGGGGUGAUUUUUUACCCUAAGACUAUAUUUGAACAAACUUGCUAGACACUCACUAGAAAGUCUUUCAUGCUGAAUAUCAAAGCUUUAGCUCUUUGGGUUUAUUAAAAGAAGAAUAUUUAAGAUUUUUCUUUCGGCUUCCAUGGCAACCAGAAUUCUGCAUUAAAUUAAAAUCUUUGAACAAUUUUUAAAAGGACCACCAAAGUAACAUUCCUGUAAAGUUUGGAUGUAAUUGGCUUAGCGGUUUAUGAGGAGAUGUCAUUUAAAGUAAAAGUUUAUGGAAGGACUAUGGACGAAAAGUUAUCAUAAAUGCUCACCAUGUCACUUUGUGACAGGUGAGCUUAAAAAGAGAGGGCUAAUAAAAAGAAUUUUAUAAUUAUAGUAGUUUCCCCCCCCCCCUCCCCAAAGCAUGUGGAUCAACUAAAAUUGUUUUAGAUGAUCAAUCUUAGUAAGGUGUAAAUGCCAUCUUUUUUUCUAUACAAGGAGAAAUGGAUUUAAAUUGUAUUGAUAUUUAAUUGACUACUAAUUGAUAUUGGAUCAAAAGUUGAAACUAUAUGAGAUAUCAAUAUUGUAAUUUGAAGUGACAUCUCCAGCAAGAAACAUAAUGAACAUAAUUGUAAUUACCUUGAUGCACUAUCAGAAUCUGUAAGAUCAACCACUUCAGCCAUUUCAAUGUUACUUAUGUCAAUGAAUAUGUCAGUAUGAUUAUAUAAUCAUUAAACUGAAAGAGAAGUAAUAGUAAUAUAUAUAUAAAUUGUAUAAUCAAUAUAAAUAUACUUGCUUUAUUUUUGGUGGGGAGGGGGAGAAAGAAAGACCUGACUUCUCAAUUUAGAAAAAAAAUGAGGGCUUAUAUUUUUCAGAAAAUGUUUUAUCGACAUUUUCUUGAAUAAAUUCUUUCAAUGUAUAUUUGUUGAAAAGGUAUCAUUAAUUUCCCACUCAUUUCUAAGUUUUCAACAUUUAAAUAAAAUAUUCUAUCUGCUGCAGUAAUAAUAUUCAGUGCAAAACCAUUGUAAGUAAUAUAACAAAUUUUGAUGAUGUCAUCACAAAUAUUUUAUAAAUUCCCAUAAUAUUUAUGGCAAUCUGUGAUCAAAAUUUGGCAGAAUUUUAAAGUUUUAAACUUAAAGGAUAUACUAUGCUCAAAUGUGCUAUAUAGAGGAUAUUAAAUGAGUGUAGUUUAAUACUAAAUUUAUUGAACGAGUUGAAUAUAAUCAUAUUAUGCGAGCCUCUGGCGAGCAUAAUAUUGUUUUAUUCAACAAGUUUAAUAAAUUUAGCAUUGAAUCUACACGAAUAUAAUAUUCUAUUUAUCACAUAUAUAAAAUAAGAACACUAAACUGUAAAAAUGAGUAAUUUUUCAAUGACGUGCCUAUAGUGUAACGCUAACAUUAGCGCGCUUUAACGCAAAUGACGUCACGUCAAAGUGUUAUUACACUAGUGUAAUAUUGUUUUUAUUAAAUGGCUUUAUUACACUCCCGCGCCGCAUUUUAUGUGAUAAAACAAAAUAUCGAUAAUUGCUACACAGUCUCUUUGUAAAUAUGAAAUAAACAUUUAUUGACUUCACACAAGUAAAUAUGUAAAAAAUGCUACACACUAUUAAGGCCCCCACGGUUAAACGUUCAAACGGAUUCGUUUCGAUUUUCAUUCCUAAACGUUUACAAUAUUUUUUGCCAUUUAAUCGAAAUGACCAUAUUGUCUUACGAAAUAUCUUAAUCAUUGCCUGUAAUCACGGCUUUUAUCAAUUCCAAUUGGUUUAUUCCGAAGUAAACAUGGAAAAUGGGUGUUUUUGGUGAAGUUGAUUUUCCUUUGAUCUUUCAAAAGAGCGAAAUGGGGAUGCAAUGCAGAAAAUGUGUGCCGGCACAAUCGUGAUGAGCCCUGGACAUUAUUUAUUUGUACAUGUAUUAAAAAUAGAAAGUAUGUCAUGAUUUGCCGACUCGAAUACAUGGUGUAGUGUAGUACAUAGAAGUACCACCGUUUAAACGGUAUCGUUUCGGUUCUUAGCAAUUGUGUAAACGUUUACAAAAAAUUGUAAACGUGGGAGCCUUACACACUAUAGGUAGUCACUAUAUUGAAUACAUAGUGUCAUUAAUAAAAGAACAACAACAGUCUUUUUAAGAAAAGUUUAAAGGAAAGACCAACUUUAAGUGAUCUGUAAUAGGGAACGCAGCUUCCCAUGCAUAGUAGUAGAUUACUCACACUGACCACAGCUUUCACAGAAGUGGUGGGUAUUUACCCACUACAGCAAACGGCCAUAUUUUAUCCACUGCUUCUGCGACAAAUACUCCACGGCCGCUGAGAUAGACCCACCACUUCUGCGAAAGCUAUGGUCAGUGUGAUACUGUAUUCAUUCUUUUUUUCAUUUACAAUGUCAUAGAUUUCAAUAACUUUUUGUAAUUAAAAUACUUAACUCAAAGAUGGGCAUAGUAUAUAUUUAAAUCUUCUUCUGAUGAUUUUUUUUAUUUUUUGUUCUUUGUAAAAUAAAGAAAAUUCAAUCCCUAAAUUUAUAUACCAAUUAAGUGCAACAGUUAAUUUUUACUUUCUGUAAUAUCAAGCACUUGUUGAGAUUCAUUUAUUUUAAUUACUGCAUUACAUUUAAUUCUCUGCACAGUCAUGUGCAAAAAAUAUAUUAAAAAAAAACUGAUAUCGAUGAAAGACUUCAAUUCAUUGCAUAUAUAUAGCAAGAGGCACAAUGAGAUUUAAUAUCAAAAACCUAAUUAAUACUGUGCAUAAACAUAAAAUAUUAUAUUAUGCAAGAAUGAAAAUAAUUGUCCCAUUUUUGGUCAAAGUUUCAAAGUUGAACUUUUAGACCCAAGUCCUUUGAAAACAUGUUGACCUUUUUUUAAUAAGGAAUGAAUUAUCCAUAAUGAUGCAAAUAUAAAACUCCUACAAAUCAUAAUUUUCUUGUAACAAAGAAGUCAAAAUUUCAUACUUUUCAAUCAAAGGUCACAUCUGAAAUAAUAUCAUCCUCUCAGUAUUGUCAUAUUGGAAGUGCUAUUCCAAGUGUGAAUCCAAUCCAUAAAUAAUGUACAAAAUUAUAACAAUUUAAAGAAGCUAUUUGAAAUUUCCAAUUACAUUUUCGUAUAUAUAAAUCCAGAAUAAAUGUGAAGAUUCAAGAUCAUUUUCAUUCAAAAUUCAUAAAAGUUAAAUAAUCCACAAGUAAUUUCCUCUUGGUAGCUUGUCUUUCUUUAUUGUUAAUUAUUCUGUGCUAUUUGUUAGAUUUCAUGUUUGUUACAAAUAUUAAGUGAGAUUAAUUACAGCUUGAAAUCAAGCAAGAACUAAGUUGUAAUUCCACAUGGCACUGACAUGCCAAUGAGCAAUUAUUAACUUUAGGACAGUAUCUAAAUGAAGUGUUGGCAGAUUAAAUUGUUCCCAGCAGAGUUUCCAUAUAAAACAAUCUGCAGCUGAUACCACUUCCAUUUGUGUGGUCAGGUUGACAAGAUGGCUUGAAAAUUUAUUUAAGCCAAUUAGUAUGCCUUAAUCAGCUGAUCACUGACCAGUGGUUGUAGCACUACAUGCAAUUUUUUGACUAAAGUCUUGAGGUUUAUAACUGGCAGUUAUACUCCACUGAUUAAUCACCCCAUUAAUUACAAUUACAGUAUAAUGAUAAGGUGAUAAGAUCAGGCAAUUCCAAUUAACAUAUGAGGUUAAAACAAUGUAAAAUGCACAAUAAUAACUUUUCUGUUCAUUCUUUUCUCCUUAUUUUUUGACUGAAACUUUAUCACACAAUUCUAAAAAUCAAAAAUGUCAGAUGACUUUUCUGCCUUCUUUCAAAAAUUCAACUUAUCUGAUUUGAAACCUGUUUUUCUAGAGAAUGAUUUCAGAAAUAUUGAAGGGUUAAUGGAAGUGACAAAUGAGGAUUUAAUAGAUAUGGGGAUUACUAAACUAGGACUGAGGAAAAGUUUUCUUGGAGCCUUGACCAAGGUUAAAGGUAAAAAAGGAUUAUACAAAAAUAUAGCAAAUAGCUUCAGUUUACAGAAAUUAUUAAAUUUUCUGAUAACAUAAUUAAAUUUUAUCAGAUUAAUUUGGAAUAUGAUAGUAAAUGGGCAAAAAUAAUUUAAGCGGUUUUGUUACAGACAUACCAGGAUAAUAAUCUAUAAAGGAUAUUGAAUUGGUGUAGAUUUAAUACUAAAUUUAUUGAAAGAGUUAAAAAAAAUCAUUUAAUGUGCGUCUCUGGUGUGCAGAAAUAUUGAAAUAAUCAAUGACUUAAUUAAAUUUAGUAUUGAAUCUACUCAAAUAUAAUACCGGUAUUCUUUUUAUCACAUAACUGAAGAAAGACUGGUAUACAUUUAAAAAGUGUCAUUUUUCAUUAAAACCCCUAAAGUGUAAGAAUUAGUUUAUUGAGCUUAAGCAAAUUACAUCAUUACACUAGGGUAAAAAACAGUUUUUAUCAAAGGGCUUAAUUACACUGCUGCUCCAUGGUUUAUGUGAUAACAUACUAUGUAAUUAACUUUUUUUAUUAAUUUUUUAUAAAUAAGUGAUAUUCGUUUGGGUUGGCUCAAAGAAAAUAUGUUUAUAGGUUUUGCCUUCUUGACAGUUAAUAUAAUUAUUUAUUAUCAACAGCAUAUAAAUAUAAUUCUAUAGACAAAUAAUGAAUACUAUUGUUAUUAGCAUAAUCAUUAUCUUAUUUCAUAAUGCAAAGUGUAUUAUAGUUAUGUAUACAGUAGUAUAUUAUAGUUAUGUAUACAGUGUAACUUCUUAAAACCGAACACCUUGAGACUAGUACUAGCCAAAAAGUUCGAGAUUUUUUAAGUUUCCAGAAUUCAGAAGUUUGGGAUUAUCUGGACAAGUAGAACAUUCAACAUCAACAUGAUGAAAUGUUAUACUCUGGUAAUAACCUGGAAUGUUUAAAGAUUUAUCCCCAGAGUCUCUUGUCAGUUGAUCUGUCGGUCUGUUUCUAAAAACUGUUUCCUGAGAUCACUUUUAAAGGCAUUGGAACUUUUCCAACAUAUUUACUUACAGAGAAAAGUUGAAACAUCAGUUAUACAUCUCAUCCUGAGAAAAUUGGAUCUUUGAUUAUCUGUUCUAUAAACAUAAUUAGGGACUAGGUACAGCCUUACUUAGGUACAGACAAACUAAGAACUCAAAAGAUUUAAGUUUAUUCAUGUCAUUCAUUCAUUCAAUGACAUAAUUCAAUGUCCAAUUGCCCUUCAGAAUGUUGCUGGGGUCUUCUAACUGGUAGGGGACUUAUGGAUUACUUGCAAUACUAUGAAAAUUGCUUGUUAUAAUUAUUUUGUGGAUUGUUGCUAUAUCUAAUAAUACUUACAUGUACUGUCAACAUAAUCAGACUAAUUCACUUUAAAGCUCAACAUGCCUCCAGAUGAGCCGAAAUGUUUUUGAGCAUCAAACUUGAGAAAAAAUGCACUAAGAUUUUAAGAAAAUUAAAAGGAUUCAAGUUUCAAGUAAUGAUUUAAAUGUUAAGUAUGAUUUAUUACAGAAUUUGCAGUAUUCUGCUCAUUAAAUGCAGUAUAAAGACCUAUUAUUGACCACUUUUGGUAAUUAACAUGGAUUUAAAGUUUGCAAUGUAUGAAUUACCUUUUCUGUUCACAUUACAUUAUUUUACUUUUGAAUACCUUUUCAAAAUUUAACAGAAAAGUAGCAUGAAUUUAGAUGUGUGAUGCUUAGAAAAGGACAUGCAGUUGAGACUAUCUUAGUUAAUCAUAAAUGAGACUUAAAGCAUGAUUUUUUACUGACAAUUUAUGUGAAACAUUUGCUUUCCAGAAGGAAAAAAUGCAACAGAGACAACAAGUACAAAACUGCAUGUAGAAAAUUCACCAACAACUCCAGACACAUUAGAAAUUUCUGACCCCUCCAAUGAUCAAAAACAGAAAAGUUCUUCAAGUGCAGCCACAGAUGUUGGAAAAAUUACACAUGCAAGCUACAGUGAUGAAAGGCAGAUGUCAAUGCAAAAGGAAACAAAAUCAACAGAUUACUUUACUCCAUCAAGACAGAAAGAGUUAACAAAGAAGAGGUUAUUUAGUUCUGUUGCUAGUAGUAAUACAAAUGUGGAACAAAAACUCAUAACAGAGAUGAUGAGUAAUUCCUCACCAUGUCCAGAAGCUCGGAGGAAGGGAGUCAGAAUAUACUCCCCACUGGAGAUACAAAAAGCAAAAGGCUAUGAAAAGCUUAGACUAGCCUUUUGCAAUGAAAUCGCAGAAAAAGCAGCUGCAGAUGGCUUAUCAAAGACUGAGAUUUCUGGAGUAUGCGACUUCGAGUGGCGUCUGCGAAAAAGUCUUUUAAUAAGGGACAAUGCAGAUGGCCUGAGCAGCCCUUCAGUAUCAAAAAAUAUCGAGAGAAUGGAAAGUGACACAAGGAAAGUAAGGGAAUGUGCUCGACUAGUGAGCAAAGCCCGGGAUGAAAAUAAACAUGUGUUAGCAGAUAAUCUGGAAAAGAUUGAGCUUUUCAAACACUUCUCUGAACUAAAAAAAAGUCAGGAUGCAGCUAUUAAGGCAUGCAAGCGUGCUGAAGAAAAGCUAGAUAAAAGUAUGGAAAAUGCAGACAAGGACUUGGAGGAACUGGAGGAAGAAGAAAUAAAUGAAUGUAUACAGGAAGUCAAAAGAAAGAAACAUGAAUUUAAUUUUCAAUGACAUCCUGUUAAUUUUUUGUUUGCCCCCCGGGCAUAUAGUAAUUGAACUGUCCAUCCGUCUGGCCAUCUGUACAAACCCUGAGGUACUUGUAUGACUUGGAGAACAAUGGGUAAUAAUUAAUUCUCUUUGAUCCCAUUCAUUCCGUUUUUAUUUGUGUGUCUCUUUUAUAAGCCUUGAGCGACUAAAAAUGGCUAAAAAGGUCAAAGGAAAAGUCACAUUAGUACCAUUUCGUAAGUACGUCCAUCUGUUUGUACGAGGUUAACCUAAAACAGCAAGUUGGUUUUUCUCAAGUUUUACCUAUAUCAAUGGCUUCAUACUUUACACACUUACUAAUUAACACAUAGUACAUAAUCUGGGCAAGUUACAUAACUUUGGCUUUCAUUUUACCAAGUUAUUGCCCUUUUCUUGCAUUUAGAAAAUGAAUAAGUGGUUAACCUAAAACAGCAAGUUGGAUAAUUAUUAUCUUAUGUUCUAUCUAGUAUACUAAUGGCUUCAUAAUUACCACACAUACUUAUCAAUACAAAGUACAUGAUAUUGCCAAGUAAUAUAACUGUGCCAUCCAUUUUUCUCCUCAGUUAUUUCCCACUUUUUACCACUUUGAAAAUAGGGCUUUGUGUGGUUUACCUAUUCCGGCUUUCAUUUUAGGGUCAAGGUCAAUGUCACUGGUGUAAAAAACUAAUUUAAACAUGCUCAUUCAGCCUUUAUUUUUUAGUUGACAUCAUACAAACUCCUGAGAGAGGUCCUCUUUCUUUGGGUUUAGUUAGUGGUCAUUUGGGUCAGGGUCAAAGUCAUCAUUGCAAAAAUAGAUUUCUACAUUUUUACAUUUCAACCUUAUUCUAUUGACAGAAUCUUAUCAUUUAUUAUUGGUAGGAACAUAAAAUUGUAGUAUUUUUAAUUCGAUUGAUAUUUUAUGCUAUUAGGAUUACUUAAUUUGAUAAUCAAUUGCUUUUAUUCUAAGGUUUAAAAGUAUUGGGUCGCAACUAGCAUGAUUGUAAAAUAAAACAUGUGAAUUUAUUCAUGUCUUUAUUAUUUUCAUAAUAUCAGCAGAACUGGUCUAUCCAUUACUAUUUAUGUUGAACUUUAUUGAAAUUAGUUACAGACAGUCCUACGCAUAACUGAAUCUCAGUAAGGGCUUAUCAGCUAGUAAAUCAUUAUUAACUGUAAAUCUCCCAUUAACAGGUCCACUGGAGUUGAAAGUUUUGUCAUUAUUAAUUGCCCCUCUGUAUUCUUAUCUAAUGGCUCCAACGUUGAAGGAUCAAAUUUCUGUAGAAGAUUUAUCAAAGUUUUUUCUCCUUUCUUUUGUAAAUAGGUCUGUGGCCAAAUUGAAUUGUGAAACUUAGCAAUUAUUUGUAAAUAUACUUUAAAACAUACGAUAAAUUUUUUAAUUAAUAAUAAAUAAAGUUCAAUAGUUAAGUGUCACUGUUACUCAUGUUAUGACUGAACCUCCCUCCCCCGCUAAAAACCAAAAACCAAAAACUGUUCAUAGAUAUAACUUUUACUGCAAAGUGCAAGACUCUUAACUAAAAUGACCAGGUAAGUGAUAUUUUUUUAUUAUAAGCUCGACUUUACUAAGAAUAUGGUGAGUUGUGCUACUCACCUCGGUUUGAAAGUCGACGUCAGCGUCCAUACUUUAAAUUAAUGUUUAUGUGCCUUUAACUUUUUUAUUUCUUAAGGUAUCAAUUUCAAAUAUAUAUUCCUUAUCAUCAUCCACAUCAUUUGAUAAGGUGCAAAACUUUAAAAACAGUAUUUCCAGAACAAUAUCCCCUUGAACUUAAAAUAAUGUUAUAUUUUACUCUAACAUCUUCAUUUCAUAUUAAAGUAUUGACUUUAAACUUCAAACAUGUGUUCCUUAUCAUCAACUACAUCAUAUGUGACAAUGUUUUUUUUUUUAACUCUAGCACCAAUUUUUCUAGAAUUAUUUCCCUAUGAACUUCUUUUUUUCUCUCAAGAAAUGUUACUUGUUACUUUCUUUUUUAUUUCUUAAGGUAUCUACUUCUAACUUCAAAUAUAUUUCCUUAUCAUGUGUGACAAGAUUCAUAACUGUAGCAUGAGUAUAUCCAGGAUUAUUUCCCCCCAUUAAACUUUUUUUUACAAUAAAAAUUGAUAUUUUAUAAUUUAAAACAAUAACAUGGCAACCUAAGGCUUCAUAACUCUAGCAUCAAUAUUUUCAGAAUCAUCCCUUUAUAC